UCAGUCAGUGACGUCAUCACAUGGAGUAAGCCUCCCAGACGCUUGUUUUGAGGGAGAGAGAGCGAGGAAGAAAAAAGAGGACAAGAGAAAGGGGGGGCUCCAAGCGGAAGAAAAGCACCGCUCGUCAAUCGAUUGAUGCGUCUGCUUUCCCUGUACAUACAUUUUUAUUUUUUAAAUUUGAAAUAAUGUCCACCCCGGCGAGGAGACGGCUUAUGAGGGAUUUUAAAAGACUUCAAGAGGACCCUCCUACCGGUGUGAGCGGAGCGCCAUCGGAGAACAAUAUCAUGCUUUGGAACGCUGUUAUUUUUGGGCCUGUCGGCACGCCAUUUGAAGAUGGAACGUUUAAGCUUCUGAUUGAAUUUUCAGAGGAGUACCCUAACAAGCCUCCCACGGUUCGCUUUGUAUCCAGAAUGUUUCACCCCAAUGUAUACGCAGAUGGCAGUAUAUGUUUAGACAUUCUCCAGAACCGCUGGAGCCCCACGUAUGAUGUUUCGUCCAUACUCACCUCGAUCCAGUCGUUGCUGGACGAGCCCAAUCCGAACAGCCCAGCUAACAGCCAGGCGGCGCAGCUCUACCAGGAGAACAAGCGGGAGUAUGAGAAGCGAGUGACGGCCAUCGUGGAGCAGAGCUGGGUGGAUGUGUGAGAUCCCAAACCAACCCCCCCGCUUCCUCCAACCCCCGCUCGUUGAUUUUUACCUCGUGUGUGUGUGUGUGCGUGCGUGUGGAGAUGCGCAUAUCACAAAAACUCAAUAAGUGCCACCAUGCAAAAAAACAAACAAAAAAAAACAAUGGACGUUAUAUCAAGGGAGUGAGGCAGAAUCAUGUCCCACCCACCCCCAAUUAUUUUACUUUUUUAUUGCAUGUUGUGACAUAAGUUAUUGCUAACAGAACGUGUAAUAUAUGUGUUUGUUUGUUUGUUUUUUUUGAUUGACACGCUGUCAGUGCGCUGCUGCUUGGUUUGCUUGGAAAUGGCAGUUUCAUGACCAAAUUUUUUUUUAAUCCCCCCCAUGGGUUGUUUAAAAAGCCUUUUGAUUGGAUGCCAUCUUUUAACAUGAAUCUCAUGACGACAGAUUUCCCCACCUCGAGGUAGAGGAAGUGCAUCGAAGGACAAAAAGUGUGGUGAGUCAGGCUAAGUUUGUAUUCUUGAGGGAAUUUUUUUUCCUCUGAUGUAAAAGGACUGAAAAGCUUGCCGGAAAAAAAAAACAAUAAAUAAAUUAAAAUAAAAAUCACUUACUCCCUCUAUCCAAAUGAAAAAGGCUGGGAAAUUGCGCUAUUUUUUUUUUAAACUGGCAUCAUGUAUUUAGGAUUUGUUCCGACUGAGCAGAAGGGACGUGUUACAUUUGUCAAAGGAAAGUAUACUUAUAACAAUAUGCUGUAUAAAAAAAAGGUAAUAAAACAUUUUUU
Molecule: messenger RNA, 1404 nt
Organism: Hippocampus zosterae (dwarf seahorse)
Lineage: Eukaryota; Metazoa; Chordata; Actinopteri; Syngnathiformes; Syngnathidae
Gene: ube2b
Product: ubiquitin-conjugating enzyme E2B (RAD6 homolog)
Exons: 6
Coding region: 186-644 (152 amino acids)
Biological process (GO): protein polyubiquitination; proteasome-mediated ubiquitin-dependent protein catabolic process; DNA repair
Cellular component (GO): HULC complex
Molecular function (GO): ubiquitin conjugating enzyme activity
Source: RefSeq, a predicted model, not a curated record